CUUGAACUUGACCGAUUGAACUCGAGCCCAAUCUUAAUGGAUACCCGACGUAGCGUGAACCUUGCCAGAAAGGCCUGCAUGAGAUGUCGGUCCCAGAAAAGGCGAUGCGACAGGUCUAUUCCUGAAUGCGGACUCUGUCGGAGGCGGCAUCAAACGUGUCAAUAUGAGACACGGGUACUACCACCUCCGAGUCCGCUUUCAUCGUCCCCAUUGUUCAAUGCAGCGCUUCCCUUGGAGACGGUGCGGCCGGGCCAUAUCAAGGCUGAUAUUGUUGAUAGACUCGGAUCAACGCCUGGAGUUACUUUCUCAACAUACGACCAAUCAAUCCAUCCUUGGUUUCCUAUUCUCUCUAAAGCCUUUCGGAAUAGGCUCCCGCAAUCCUGGGACGAAGUUUCCCUAGAUUGCGCACUUCUUGCAUUCUGCAUUGGUUUACUUUGCACCACCCCACAUUCCUCUUCAGGAGACGAAAGUGCGCCAUCCGAGUUCCAGUCGAGGUACCUCCAGGCCAAGAGCUGGAUAUCCGCGGUCGAAGGGCUUGGUAUUAACUCCGCCGAGAUCGUCCAAGCCAGGACUCUGGUAACUCUCUUCGAAGUCGCCCAUGGCUUCUACCCGGCGGCCUACAUCUCUAUAGCGGCUACUGCCAGAGCGGCCGAUGCGCUUAGAGCGUACCCAUGCACACAGCCAUCGGCUUUGCCCACUGAUCAUGUAGAACCAGAAGAGACCGUGCUAAUUAAAUAUGCUAUCCGCAUUCUGGACAGAUACAUAACAAUACACUCCGGACCUUACCCCUCUCUUACUCGCUCCCUCGCGGAAAACAUUGAUAGUCCAAAGCGAACUUUCUGGCCCAGUGGCCACGAGGAAGAUGCCGGAAGUGCUAUAUGGCGAUUUUCCCGUACAUUCGAAGCAUCAACCCUCCUUGAUAACAUACACAACGCGUUACACAACCCCACUGCCGAACGGGCAUUCAAUAUCGAAGAGGUGCAGCUGUUGGUUGAGACUUCAAACAGCCUGCGCACGAUUUUGGCCGAGGAGGUUGUACACGCAGACGAGAUAUACUCUGGCGCAGUGGCCCUUUGCGAUACUGGACUCCUCCUAGCCUACGAAAAUGGGUCCAAACUCCAGAUCAGCGACGAAGUGACUGCGAAUUGCCAUUCACUUGGUACGUUGUUCCUCGACUCGGUGCUUACAAGUAUAACCGACGCAAUCUCCCCCUUUGUCAGCAGCCCUGCUGUACAGGCCAUAGACCUUGAUCGUCUCCCUCCAUUUGCACUUUUCUUGGUGUACAAAGCAGCGGUGGUAGUAACAGAGAGGGUAUGGCUGGCUCCGGACUCGAGUAAGGAGGCAUUGAGGAAGUUACAAGUACUCAGGGGGUUUCUGAGCCUGGUGGGUGCGAGAUGGUUAUGCUGCAAGCAUUAUAUCCACCUUCUCAACGAGGAUACAACGCCGCGAACUUUGAAAGCUAUAGAGCGGCAAUCAUACCUCGACUAACUAUCCGCGUUAACAAGGUGACUCCUCUACUUUACGGCACGAGGAAAUUUUCUAUGUUUACUGGGACGGGGGAUACUCCAGAGAACCGACGGAAAUUUUAAUCCCAACCCUGCCGGCGAAGAACAUGCUGUAUGUGGACUUUUAUAUUCCCCGCAGUCUGUAAUACCUUAAACCUCAAGAGUCAGGGCAGAAGCCGAUUCCCAAGAUAUGCUUAGAUUUCGCUCCAGUUCACCUAUUAUAUUUUUCAUUUCGCAUAAAG
Molecule: messenger RNA, 1747 nt
Organism: Aspergillus versicolor CBS 583.65
Lineage: Eukaryota; Fungi; Ascomycota; Eurotiomycetes; Eurotiales; Aspergillaceae
Product: Zn(II)2Cys6 transcription factor
Exons: 5
Coding region: 37-1488 (483 amino acids)
Biological process (GO): regulation of DNA-templated transcription
Cellular component (GO): nucleus
Molecular function (GO): zinc ion binding; DNA-binding transcription factor activity, RNA polymerase II-specific
Source: RefSeq, a predicted model, not a curated record